AAAGUAGAGAAAAUAUACAUCAAUAAAAAAGAAAUACCAAAUUAGAAAAAGAAAAAGAAAAUGAACUUAAACAAAUCCAGAUUGCGCGUAUUAUAUAUAUUAUGUAUAUUAUAUAUUUUACAUGUAUAAUAAUAUAAAAUUUAUUCGGAUUCAUUUAGAACUCACAUUUUAGUGAUAAAUAAAAUCGGAAUAUAUUAACAUUUUAUUACUUCAGUCAAAGAGGUAUUUUUUUUUUUUAAUUCUGGAAGGAAAUAAUAUUGCGAUUUUUAAAAAGAUACAAAUAACGUCCUACUAACCUUCAGAAGUACAGUCAAACCAGAAGGUCUCACCUCAGCAAACUCACAACGUGUGGAAGUUUCCCGUUUUUUAAUAUAAUUUAAAACAUUUUCAUUAAGCCUAUUUUUAUUCCCUCCCCCACCUUUCAAAAUGAGUGACCCAUCAAACUACGACCCAAAAAUUGCUGCCACUUUGUACGACACCUUCGGAGACUAUAUGGCCAAACCAACCGUUGUAGGAGAGUGCUCAUGCAGCUAUGCCCUCAACGUUUUUCUCGGAUUAUUGUUAUUCAAUGUGAUGUUAUACUUGUCCUACAUCGUUGGUAAAAAGGAAAUCUUCCAAAAACUUAAAUACCACGGAUAUUAUUAAACGGAGGAAAGAAAAAAAAAGAAAGAAUGAAGGAAAAAGGACUUUACGAUGAUAUAUGUACGAGAAGAAGUACAUCGCAUCAUGUGCAUAAUUGAUAGCUGACCAUAAGAGAGUAGCAGAGGGCGUACAUAUAUUUGUAUAUGUAUAUAUAUGUACGCCUGCGCGUGAGAAAGGAUGCACUUACCAAAUGAGAAGAACCUACCUUGUGGCUUGUGGAGCAGGGGGGUUUACCCCUGCUUGCAUCAGAAGAACACGGAAUAUAUAGUGUACGCACUUUAUUAUGCAGACGCAUAUCCUAUUAUAUAAUGUACACAUGAGUAUAUGUAAAUAUAUAUAUAAAUAUAUAUAUAUAUUUGUAAACGUUUCGCAAUUGGUGUUUACUACAAUUCAGCAAAAUGGAGGUGACCUUUCGAAAUAAUAUGUUGUUAUGUUUUUAUAUUUCUUUCGAAGCUACAUUAUUUCUGAAGCUUGUCGUGCACCUAUUUAGAGAAGGAAAAAAAAGUCCUGUUUUAUAUACCAAGAUUUAAGAGCUACUUUAUGUAUAUUUUUUUUUUUCCCUUAUGUUAAUAAAAAAUUAUAUAUUACUACAUUAUUAUGUGAUGUUGAAUUUUUUCUAUUAAUCCUUUUUUAUAAUGAUAUAUAUCUCUGCGCACAUACAUGAUAACUGUGCAUAUAAUAUAUGCAUGUAUGUAUAUACAUAUAAUGUACAUAUAUAUAUACAUACAUACAUGUGUUUAUUUUCCAUGUUUUAAUUCAUCAGAGGUUAAAACGAAUGUUUUUUAUUUAUUUCUUCUAAUUAAAUAUAAAUUUUUGUCUUCUUACAUACCCCAUAUAUUAUUAUAUCAGUUCUAUUUUUUCAUAAACAAUGCC
This is a messenger RNA of Plasmodium vivax (malaria parasite P. vivax), 1515 nucleotides long. RefSeq lists its product as hypothetical. The transcript has 4 exons. NCBI's taxonomy places the organism in Eukaryota, Apicomplexa, Aconoidasida, Haemosporida, Plasmodiidae. The coding region runs from base 427 to 645 and encodes 72 amino acids. The record is from RefSeq and is a predicted model, not a curated record.